CUAUCUCCCUUAGCUUCUCAACCCUUUUAUUUCUCUUGAAAAGCACGAGUAUUCUGCUUGUAUUUUGUUGUUUGGAAUUAUGCAGAGCGAGAGCAAGACUGCGCCGGUAAGCCUGGAGCGAGGAAUGGAGGUGGAGGGCGGCAGACGGGAGGUAGUGGCGGUGGCCAACAAGCAAAGUAUUAGAUGGGCAGACUUUCUUUUAAGGCUUUUAGCCUUUGUACUCACCCUUGUGGCGGCCAUAGUUCUCGGAGUGGAUAAGCAGACCACGGUUGUCACCACGCAGAUCGUUCCCACCUUGCCGCCGGUCAGCGUUCCGCUCACCGCUAAGUCGCAUCACUUGUCGGCCUUUGUGUACUUUGUGGUGGUGAAUGCAAUAGCCUGUGCAUAUGCGGUUGUUUCCAUGGUCUUCACACUGGCAAACAGGGGAAAAUAUAAUGGCAUGUCCUUAAUGAUUAUCAUCCUGGAUCUCAUAGCAGUGGCGCUGCUCUUUUCCGGCGGCGGAGCUGCAGCAGCUAUCGGGCUGAUGGGCUACAAGGGGAACACACAUGUGCGGUGGAACAAAGUGUGUAACGUGUUCGAGAGAUUCUGCGGCCAAGUGGCAGCGGCCGUCGGAAUAUCACUCGUCGCCUCGGUCUUGUUCUUGUUGCUCAUCUUGUUUGCAGCCUUAAACCUUCACAAGAAACAUCACUGAUAACAAUAUUGUUUCCUUGUUAUUGGCUUGGAUUUCCACGAGGCCUGUUGGCUAGUACUGUAUGCUUGUUUAUUUAGUAAUGAUUAUCUGAUCUAUAAAAUUGCUUAUGUUGUGUUUAUAGAAAUUUGAUGAAAAAAAAUAUGCAUGGUACAUUUUUAGGGAAA
Ipomoea triloba (trilobed morning glory) is the source of this 855-nucleotide messenger RNA. RefSeq names its product CASP-like protein 1E2. NCBI's taxonomy places the organism in Eukaryota, Viridiplantae, Streptophyta, Magnoliopsida, Solanales, Convolvulaceae. The record is from RefSeq and is a predicted model, not a curated record. Bases 80 to 691 code for a protein of 203 amino acids. The transcript is spliced from 2 exons.